UGACUAGACUGUUUUCCUUCAAGUACCUCUGCUCAGACCUUCAUCCUCAAGGGCAUGGCACCGGGCUGAGGCGACCGGAGGCUUUUCGCCCCAAGGCCCGCCUAGGCCACCGCUGAGGCUGCCCACGGGAGCCCGGGGUGUCCCCAGCAGGCGGGCCGGGCGGGCGCCUCCCCGCGCCGGCUUAGCUGCCCGCUGCCCUGCCUGCGCCCGCCUCUCCCACGGGGCGGGCCGCUUCGCGCCGCUAGCCGGCCCCGGCUAAGCAACCUCUAGGCCCCGGGCUCCCAGGCCGGGAAGCCCACGCCGCUGCGCUGUAUUUCAUACGCGGUUUUUGCAGUAGGUUGAGGUUUCUGUCGGCCUGAGCUUGGGACCUACGCGUAGAGGACCCGUUUUUGUUGUGGAGGCUGAGUUUAGCGUUGGCUUUCUUUCUCCCUCCCCGCCUUCUAACAUGGCAGCCUCCAGCCGUGCGCAAGUGUUAGAUCUGUACCGAGCGAUGCUGAGAGAGAGCAAGCACUUCAGCGCCUACAAUUACAGGACAUAUGCUGUCAGGAGGAUAAGAGAUGCCUUCAGAGAAAAUAAAAAUGUAAAGGAUCCUGUAGAAAUUCAAGUUCUAGUGAAUAAAGCCAAGAGAGACCUUGGACUAAUCCGUAGACAGGUCCAUAUCGGCCAACUGUAUUCAACUGACAAGCUUAUCAUUGAGAGUCAAGAGAAGCCGAGGACCUAGAGACCAAGUCACCAGCGGCAGGCCAUGGACCACCUUCAGCAUCCAUUCUGUGUGCAGCCGGGGGGGCUGCUAACACCAGCUGUACAUAAAUUUUUGCUUCACCUGUCCUGUAGGAGCUGAAACUGGAUCUUCUUUUUAUUCUGUUGCAGCUUUAGUGUGAAAGGAUGGUUAUCCUUCCUCUAUUCAAGUGUUAGAAUGAAGAACUGGAGGUCACUCACAAUAAUGCUAUGUAUUAUUGAGUCUCUUCUCCACCCUAUCCCCAUCCUGCAGCUCAUCCACAUUUGUAUAGAAUGUUUGCAGCCUCUGUUUCUUGGUCCUUAACUAUAAACUGAAUUGUGUCCUGUCCUUUUGCCCCAAAUAAACCCCUUAUAACUAA
Perognathus longimembris pacificus (Pacific pocket mouse) is the source of this 1097-nucleotide messenger RNA. RefSeq names its product LYR motif containing 4 (gene Lyrm4). The transcript is spliced from 3 exons. The coding region runs from base 446 to 721 and encodes 91 amino acids. NCBI's taxonomy places the organism in Eukaryota, Metazoa, Chordata, Mammalia, Rodentia, Heteromyidae. Gene Ontology annotation, cellular component: mitochondrion; L-cysteine desulfurase complex. The record is from RefSeq and is a predicted model, not a curated record. Gene Ontology annotation, biological process: iron-sulfur cluster assembly.